AUGCCAUUGAGACGUGCGUGUGACCCUGCUUACCCUUUCCAUACCAAACUGACGACAAUAAGGGACCUCAACGUAACUGAAGAUGACCUACUUCAGGCUAGAGAACAUGCGAAAGAUCUCAGCCUCGAGGAAACUCGUGAGAUGAUGAUCAAAGUCCACAGAAUCCAUGAAAAGGACCCCAAUUUCCCCGUCAUCAUCCUCGACAAAGUCAAUGCGUUCAUCAACAAUCAAGACGUUUUUGAUCACCCAGAGAACUAUGCCGACCUCAUCUAUGAGAUCAAGACGGAGGCUGCUUUGAUUACCAACAAUAGUCCUUACGCAGAAGUGCGAGCUGUUGUUGACAACACGGAUGAUGUGAACAUGCCAUGUUCUACAAUACGGGCUUGGGUAAUAGGACUCAUGUUCGUCGUCUUGAUUGCGUUCAUCAACCAACUUUUCUCUAUCAGACAACCUCAGAUCUCUGUCACUGCAAAUGUAGCACAGUUGCUGUGCUACCCAGUCGGCAAAGCAGCAGAGGCUGUGCUUCCUGACUGGGGAUUCACACUCUUCGGCACCCGGCACAGCUUGAAUCCUGGGAAGUUCUCGACAAAAGAACACAUGUUGAUAACUAUCAUGGCAAGUGUUGGCUACGCUACACCAUAUACAGACAACAUCAUUUGGUCUCAGUAUCUUCCACAAUACUUCAAUCAAGGCUAUGCCGGCCACUUCGGUUACCAGAUUUUGAUCGCCCUGUCUACGAACUUCAUUGGCUACGGUGUUGCUGGUCUCUGCAGACGCUUCCUCGUCUACCCCGCAUACUGCGUGUGGCCUGCAUCUCUUGUCACAAUUGCUCUGAAUGAUGCUUUUCAUACCGAAAAGAAUAUUCCCGUCCCAGGACCUUUCAAGAAGUUUUUCACCACCUCGCGAUUACGAUUUUUCUGUUACUCAUAUUCAGCCAUGUUUAUCUACUUUUGGUUUCCAGACUACAUUUUCCAAGCUCUAAGCAUCUUCAACUGGAUGUCCUGGAUUGCGCCAAACAAUGUCAAUCUCAACACUGUCACUGGUAUGAAUAAUGGUGUUGGAAUCAAUCCAUUCCCGACUUUCGACUGGAAUAUUUUAUUGUGGGACUCUCCGCCACAGGAUCCAUUGAUGGUACCAUUCUUCAACACUGCCAAUAAAUUCGUUGGCUGCUUUCUCUCGGCUUUUGUCAUUCUUGGCAUAUGGUACUCCAAUGCUUUCAACACCGGCUAUCUUCCACUUAACUCCAACAGAGUCUUUGAUCAUUUUGGAGAACUAUAUAAUGUUUCCAAAGCUAUUAAUGCGAAGGGGUUGUUUGAUGCUGAGAAAUAUGAGGCAUACUCCCCCGCCAACCUUUCCGCUGGGUACUCCACACUGUACAUGUUCUUCUUUGCAACAUACACAGCCACUAUAACCUAUGCGUACCUGUACCAUCGCCAUGAGAUCAUCAUGGGUUUCCGCAAUCUGUAUAACAGCUUCCGCAAAGAUAAAGACAUCGCGUAUGAAUACACUGAUGUUCAUAAUCGGCUCAUGUCUGCAUAUCCAGAAGUCCCCGAGUGGUGGUUUAUGAUAUGUCUUCUUUGCGCGAUUGGCAUGGGAUGUGCAGCGAUUGCUGGCUGGGAGACAUAUACAACCGUCGGCGUUGUGUUCUAUGGUAUUGUCAUGUGUUUGAUCUUUGUCAUACCCAUCGGUAUCAUCAAAGCCGUUACCGGAAUCGAAGUCACGCUGAACGUUCUUGCCGAGUUUAUUGGUGGUUCAUGGGUUGCUGGGAAUGCUCUAGCUAUGAACUACUUCAAGAGUUACGGAUAUGUCACCUGUGCCCACGCUCUUCGAUUCGCGAAUGAUUUGAAGCUGGCACACUACAUCAAAAUUCCUCCAAGACAGACAUUCUGGGCACAGAUGAUCGCGACCAUCGUCUCAAGUUUAGUCUGUACCGGUGUCUUGAAUUUCCAGAUGAAUCAGAUCGAGGGUGUGUGCACUCCAACGCAAAAGAAUCAUUACACUUGUCCCGGUAUCAAUCAAUUCUUCACUGCUGCCGUCCUUUGGGGAACCAUCGGUCCUAAAAAGGUCUUUGGCAAGGGCGGGCAAUAUACUGUCCUCCUCGUUGGCUUUCCACUCGGCUUCGUCUUACCAUUCUUCAUUUACUGGGCCCAGAAGAAGUUCCCCAAGCAGACUUGGCUUCGCCAAACUCAUAUUGUGGCAAUGAUGUAUGGCGCUAUCGCUUGGGCUCCAUACAAUGUCAGUUAUCUGUGGCCAGGUGUGCCAAUCGGUUGGUUGAGCAUGAUUUACAUGAAGAAAAGGUUCCUUGCUUUCUGGUCGAAGUAUAAUUAUGUUCUCUCCGCCUCAUUCUCCUCCGCUAUUGCCAUCGCUGCGAUUAUCAUCUUCUUUGCUCUGCAGUGGACUGAGAUAACACUUGAUUGGUGGGGCAACGAUGUCAGUUUCCAGGGAUGCGAGGGUACGCCUUGUGUGUUACAUACGCUUGCUCCAGGAGAAUACUUUGGUCCGAGAAUUGGAGAGUUUCACUAG
Molecule: messenger RNA, 2523 nt
Organism: Mollisia scopiformis
Lineage: Eukaryota; Fungi; Ascomycota; Leotiomycetes; Helotiales; Mollisiaceae
Product: OPT superfamily oligopeptide transporter
Exons: 6
Coding region: 1-2523 (840 amino acids)
Biological process (GO): transmembrane transport
Molecular function (GO): oligopeptide transmembrane transporter activity
Source: RefSeq, a predicted model, not a curated record